AGGGGCGGGGUUUCCGCAUCAGGUGCGUGUGAGAGGUCACGGGAAGCAGCCUUUUUCCAGUAGCGCGAUCCCGGCGGCCGCUCCCCGGUUCCCAGGCUGACCCUCCCCCGCAACAACCCCCAAGAGCACGGCCCGUCGGACAGGCCCAAGAGACGUGAAGUCAGCCUCGCUUAGCCUCCUCCGGAUUCCAGCCCACGGUGCCCGGCGCCAUGUCCGCGGGAGGAGACUUCGGGAACCCUCUGAGGAAAUUCAAGCUGGUCUUCCUGGGAGAACAGAGCGUCGGGAAGACCUCCUUAAUUACCAGGUUCAUGUACGACAGCUUUGACAACACCUACCAGGCCACAAUUGGUAUCGACUUCUUAUCAAAAACGAUGUAUCUGGAAGAUCGGACAAUCAGACUGCAGCUCUGGGACACCGCUGGUCAGGAACGCUUCCGCAGCCUGAUCCCCAGUUACAUCCGCGAUUCCGCAGCCGCUGUAGUCGUGUACGAUAUCACAAAUGUAAACUCGUUCCAGCAAACCACAAAAUGGAUCGAUGAUGUCAGAACGGAGAGGGGGAGCGACGUCAUAAUAAUGCUAGUUGGAAAUAAAACAGAUCUUGCAGACAAAAGGCAAGUGUCUAUCGAGGAAGGUGAAAGGAAGGCGAAGGAACUGAAUGUAAUGUUUAUCGAGACCAGCGCGAAAGCCGGCUACAACGUAAAACAGCUCUUCCGACGUGUGGCGGCCGCCUUGCCCGGGAUGGAGAGCUCACAGGACAAGAGCAGAGAAGACAUGAUUGACAUUAAACUGGAAAAGCCUCAAGAAGCACCCGUCACUGAAGGCGGCUGUUCGUGUUAAUAACCCCCACCCCCGAGCAGCCUUCGGGGCCACGCUGUCCUCCCCGAACUCCUUCUCCCUAUUAACUCUUCAUUAACAACCGUGUGGAUAUCGGCUUGAAACACCCCCCCCCCCAAUCUCCCUAUCAUCGCCCAUCUCGUAAUCCUCCACCGCUGGCUGUCUCGUGAACCUGUGAACAACUUCACCGGCUCGUCCAUAUGUACAUUAUCUAUAGUGUCUUCAUUAUUUAAGCGGCACAGAUAGGGUUAAAUCAAAAUGGCUACCCUCCCAUCGUAGAGUUCCAGUUUGGGGGGGGAUUGUACUUUAGCUUCCAGGGGAGGGGGAACCAACUGCAUCCUGCAAUGAUAUGGGGUAUCUCACCCCCCGACCCCCCCCGUACAAUGCGUCUGGUCCCGCGGGGGCCGCGUUUUACCGAGAACACUUUAAUGAAUGUGCUUGAGAUUUUUUUCCGUGUUUUUUUUUUUCCCCUGAUUGUGGCCGAUGGCUGCGAAGGGUCAGUAGAGAUUAAUCUAGUGGGUUGGGGUAGAAACGGUUAACAACGAAGCAUUAAGCUGCAGUCGUACUCGUUACUGUUUUAUAUCGCGGCGCGUCCGGCGGCUUUAAACCAUUUUCUUUUUAUUAACUUUUUUUUUUUAAUAAAGUAUAAAUAAAGCACUUUGUAAAAUCACUAAGAAUCGACGCGUGGGCAAAACAGACCCUUCCCGCCGAUAAGAUACCCGCGACUUCCUUGUGUAUAAGGCGGUAACGUCUUGACUUGAUCCUGCUAUCGGCUGAGAUGGUUUGGAAGCAGCCGCAAGACUUCUCCUUCGUCUAUGAAGCACAUGAAGCCCCACGGUUUAAAUUUGGGGGGGUGGGGGCUAUAUUAUAAUUGCCAGCCUCCACAGACUUCGAAGCGGUUCUAUACCAUGUAUUCCAUGCCAUGCUGCCGGCGGCAAGUGUUUUAAGGCCAACGGCCACCGACUUCUGUAUGUUCUUUACUUAGACUUACGAAUCGGCGUUAAACUCCAAUGAUCUUGGUAUUAAACGAAAAUCCAGACCC
Messenger RNA from Spea bombifrons (plains spadefoot toad), 1875 nucleotides. RefSeq names its product RAB6A, member RAS oncogene family (gene RAB6A). The coding region runs from base 210 to 836 and encodes 208 amino acids. The record is from RefSeq and is a predicted model, not a curated record. Gene Ontology annotation, molecular function: GTPase activity; GTP binding. Lineage: Eukaryota; Metazoa; Chordata; Amphibia; Anura; Pelobatidae. The transcript is spliced from 8 exons.